AUGACCCGCCCGUUCUUCACCCGCGAACGUAUCAGCGACUUUGAAACGUUCGACACGCACGCCGAGGAAGCUCUCCACCUAGCUCGGGGGCGGUUGCGGGAGGGGUAUCCUAUUGAUUUCCAGGACCUGGCAGCGCGGUUCACACUCGACUCUGCAUCGAGCUUUCUCUUCGGCAACGACGUGCGUUCGCUGGAAGCAGGAUUGGCUUACCCACCUUCUGGCACUGCUGCGUCCCAACCCCUCCCUUCCUCUCCCCCUUCUUCUGCUUCCUCCAACAAAAGUCACAACCAAAACCACACCUUCGAAACCCACCCCUCAAACACAUUCGUACACGCCUUCCAAUCUGCUCAACUCCGCUCCGCCUUCCGUACGCGGCUGGGGGAGCAGUGGGCUCUAGCAGAGUUUUGGGGGGAUAAGGUUAGGAAGGAACGGGGUAUUGUGGAUGGGUUUGUGGAGGCGGUGUUGGAGAGGGGUGUUAGGGAGUGGGAGGAGGAGGAGGAGCGUAAGUUGAAUUUGGGGAUUGGGGAGAAGGGUAACAGUGGAAAGGCGGAGGGGGAAGGGGAGAGGGAGAGGGAGGGUAAGGAGGACGUGACGCUUUUGCAGCAUCUUUCAGCUACACUCCUAACAUUCGCCCUCUACGCACUCACCCAACACCCACACGUCGAGUCCAAGCUCCGCAACGAGGUUAUAUCGAAAGUGGGGUACAGUAGGAGACCGGAUUAUGAGGAUAUGAAAGAGUUGAAGUAUCUAAGGGCGUUUGUUAAUGUAAACGAAACGAUCUGGGAAUCCAAAACGCCCGAAGGGGAGGUUAAGAAACAUUAUAUCCCAGCUUCGACGCGGAUUCUGUAUGGGGUGAUGUAUAUGCAGAGGAGGAAGGAUUUGUGGGGGCCUGAUGCCGAAGAAUUCGACCCCGACCGCUUCAUCGACUCCCGUCUCCAAAAGUACCUCAUACCCAACCCGUACAUCUUCUGUCCGUUCAAUGCGGGUCCGAGGAUUUGUCUAGGGCAACAGUUCGCCUACCACGAAACAUCCUUCUUCCUCAUCCGGCUCAUCCAGCAGUUUACGAACUUCCGUUUGGCGGAGGAUGCGAUGACUGAGGACACGAAACCCCCGAAACAUUGGAGGGAAGAUAGAGGGAGGUUUGGGGGGAGGGUGGUUGAGAGGGAGAAGGUGUGGCCUAGUUCGCAUUUGACGUUGUAUGUCAAGGUGAGUUAG
This is a messenger RNA of Coprinopsis cinerea okayama7#130, 1215 nucleotides long. Its product is annotated as cytochrome P450 monooxygenase pc-2. The record is from RefSeq and is a predicted model, not a curated record. Gene Ontology annotation, molecular function: oxidoreductase activity, acting on paired donors, with incorporation or reduction of molecular oxygen; monooxygenase activity; heme binding. The coding region runs from base 1 to 1215 and encodes 404 amino acids. The transcript is spliced from 6 exons. Lineage: Eukaryota; Fungi; Basidiomycota; Agaricomycetes; Agaricales; Psathyrellaceae.